UUUCAACGCCGCCACUUUUGGAUUUUGUUGUCGUCGUGCCAACACCACCUCGAGCCACCCGGCACCUGUAUCUCCCACUGUACCUGUUGUGCACACUCAAAGACUCAAUCAAGAUGAACGGCCACGGAAACGCCAAGGAGAAGGACACCGUCAAGGUGUACCUGCGCGUUCGUCCCUUGACGGCAAAGGAAAAGACGGCUGGUCCAGAGUGCAUCAGCCUCCAAUCCACAAAGCAGAUUCAUUACCGCAACCCAAAGAACAUCAAGAAGGUGCUCGAGUACGAGUUUGACCAUGUGUUUGGUCCAAAGGCAGAUCAGAUUGAGCUCUUCCAAAAGACAGCAUUUCCACUGGUGACUGAUGUGCUUCGCGGUCAGGACGCCCUCCUCUUCACAUAUGGCAUCACAAACUCGGGCAAAACCUACACCAUGCAGGGAAGCGAGGAGGACCUGGACGGCAUCAUGCCCCGCACACUUGAUGUCUUGUUCAACAGCAUCAAUAACCAGCGCGCCAAGUGGUUCACCUUCAAACCAGACGAGUCAAAGGGCACCAUCGUCGUGCGGGAUGCCAACGAAGCCAAGGACCUUCGUCGGAAGCACCGCCACGACCAUCCCGAGGACCGCGAUGCCAUGGAUGUCGACACGUCUGUGCCGAUUCAAACGCGCCGCCGGUCCUAUGAUCCAAGCUCGCUUGCGCUGGCCGAUCCAGACACGCGCUUCUCCAUCUUCAUCUCGUAUGUGGAGAUUUACCGCAACUACGUCUACGACCUCUUUGACGACCGCCCCAUGUACACGCCAGACGCAUUCAACCCAAAGAGCCGAGGAAAGCCGCUCAAGACGAGCCUUGGAGUGAAGCUCGGGCGCGACGGACAGUACUAUGUGCAGGGUGCAACGUGGAAGGAGGUGCACAGCACGGAUGAGGCGUUUCGCCUGCUGGAAGAAGGCAAGGCCGUGAGGAAAGUCGGCUCCACCAACCUCAACAGCCAGUCCAGCCGCAGCCACAGCAUCUUUACCAUCAAGGUUGUUUCUGCACCGCUGAACCGCAAUGGCUCCGAUGUUGUUCGCGACGACGACAUUCCACCCCACGUCGCCCAGAUCUGCCUUGUUGACUUGGCUGGCUCCGAGCGCUGCAUGCGAAGCGGCAGCAAAGGAAACCAACAGAAGGAAGGCAUUGACAUCAACAAGUCCCUCAAUAAGCUGCGGGAAUGCUUUCAGGCACUACGGGACAUGCAGCAGAAAGGAAAGAAGAAACGCAUCCAGUACCGCGAAUUCAGCCUCACCCACCUCUUCCAAAAGUACCUGAUGGGCCACGGCAAGAUGAGCAUGAUUGUCUGCGCAUCUCCAUCCUCCCCUGAUGCAGCGGAGACAGCAAGUGUUCUCGACUUUGCCAAACUCACCGGCGAGAUUGAGACAAAUGUCUCCGAGGAAGCACCAAUCUACAAAGGAUACGAGGAAGGUCGCGGCAUGCAGUGCCGCCUUCAGCGCCGCGCAAGACGCAAAGCAGGUGGCGGAGAGACAUCAUUGUCGGACAUUGAAGAAAACGAUGGCGCAGAGGCAAAUCAGGAACCGGGCGCGUACUCUGCCGUUCAGAAGGAGCUGGAGGAGAUGGCCAAAGAUCAGUCGCCUUCCAGCGCAUAUCGCUCCGGUGCCACGGUCGGCAAGCGUUCCAAGCACCUCGAAUCACCGCACCUUGCUCGUGCCAUUGGCGACAUUGACCAGCACAUGCACAAGAGCCUUGCCCAGAAGCGCCAACAGAUGGAGGACGCACAGCAGCAGUUCCGCACUCACCUUCGCGAAAAAGAGAACACGUUGAUGCAGCAGACAAUUCGCAUCUCGGAGCUGACGGAACAGUUGACGGAGGAGAAGUUGCGCUGUGACUCUCUCGAGAAGAAGACGGAGGAGUUGAUCCGUGAAACAGCAGCAACGCGCACAGAGCUCGAAUCACACAUUUCGGAGCAAAAGGAAGAUAUUGAGCGACUGACGGCCGAUUUGUCCACGACGCGUCGUCGCAAUGAAUCCCUCGAGCGCGAGAAGGCAGAGCUCGAGUCUCAGCUGCACGCGAUGCGGCGUGAGCUGUCCAAGUACGAGGGCGAGUUGCGGGAGAAGGACCAGCGCACACACAUGCUCACGCGCGAGUACCAGGAGAAGAGCACGGAGCACAAGGCACGGCUGGACAGGAUGGCGGAGGCCGUCAAGUCCCGUGAGGAGAAGGUGCUGAUGCUCAAGGAGCGCAUGGAACGCGCGCGCGAUCGCAUUGAAAAGCGCGCGAAAAACACACCCAAUCGUCCGCUCUCCAUGCGCAGCGCCCCAUCGCCGCCCAAGCAGCCGAAUCUGGCGGAUGUUGUGGACGAGAACGUGUCGCCAGCGAAGAGGGCGAAGUCGCCCGUGCACGGCCGCCACCACCGCGUUGCCGACGCAUAUGAGCAGAAGCGCAAGAGCAUCGCGCCCGCCAACAACAGUGAUGAUGAUGAUGAUGAAGAAGACGACCAGGACUACAGUCGCGGCAGCCGCCAAGUCCUGGACGCAUACGCUGACGACCAAGAGAACGUUGCUUCGAACAACAUUGCGAUGACGACGGAUGAUCCAAGCAAGCCCGCGUACAACAAGGUAUACAACCAUGUUCCACAGAACCACAAGACAGCCAAGGGCACAAUCCUGCAGAAUCACAACAAGCACGGCAGUGUCGCCAGGCCAGAGCUCAAGGGCUUGAAACGGCACGAUUACUAUGUCCUCAACCACGCUGAUUCCCCAAACAAGCAAUCUGUGUUCAAGGGCCCCAUUAUGAAGAGCAUCUCGAAGGAGGGCUACUCUGUGCGGCUCACGGGCGAGGAGCUGUUGCGCUUGAACAACUUGGCCGAGGAAGCAAAUGACGGGGUGUCACCAGCAAAGCAUUUCAAAUCUGCCGGACAAUUUGCAGAGAAGGCUGUCCUCAGCCCAAUGAAGAAGAUCCCACGUCGUCGUCACAAGUGAACAAUGCACCAGCAGUCCCCUGCUGGUACCUGUCCCCAUCACCACAACUUCACAGGGAUAAAGUCGACAUGGCUUCUUGAUGCUUUUGCUUGCAAUGCGCCUGGCCAGAUCCCGUCCCCCCCCCCCCCAACAGCCAAAAAAUCAAUCAUUCAUCGCCCCACAUGGCUUGACAUGCUCUUGCUUCUUGCCCUGUUCUGUUCUUAUCCGUGAUUUCAGCGUGUGCGAGCGCACAAAACAGAGAGAGAUCAAGGGAGAUUUAUUGACCCGCGUGGGUGCGCGUUGAAGACGUGUCACCCACAAACGAAUACACAGAGACAGACAAG
This is a messenger RNA of Salpingoeca rosetta, 3289 nucleotides long. RefSeq lists its product as uncharacterized. Gene Ontology annotation, molecular function: ATP binding; plus-end-directed microtubule motor activity; microtubule binding. The record is from RefSeq and is a predicted model, not a curated record. Lineage: Eukaryota; Choanoflagellata; Craspedida; Salpingoecidae. Gene Ontology annotation, biological process: mitotic spindle assembly; microtubule-based movement. The transcript has 23 exons. Gene Ontology annotation, cellular component: spindle microtubule; nucleus. The coding region runs from base 114 to 2966 and encodes 950 amino acids.